AUUAUUUCAGGUGGUGUGAUAGAUCCUGUUUCUUUUAAUCCACCAAUGCUGCUAAUGCUGUAUGUUUACAUUUAAUUAACAAACGGUACAUGGUACCACAGAUGCUGAGUAUGAUUAACAAAUGCUACCACACAUACGAGGUGUGAAAUCCUGCUUUAAUUCACCCAAUAUAAAGACUCCCGACUAUAUAGCGACAGGCCAGAUUAGUUUUACGGAUACGCACAAAGAAGACCUUACGAAAAUUACCGAAGAAGUGAAGAAGUGUAAUGAAGGGACUUCGUGUAUCUGUUUUGCUGUUAAUGGUAGCGUUUGCUAUUCCAACCACAAAAGGAGCGAAAUACUGCAAAUGUUCCGUCAUUGAUGCGCAUGCUCCAGGCGUUGUACUCCACACCUUCGAAAGAUAUCGGGUGUGUGGCUGGCUCUGUGGAUGCAAACGCGCGCUCAGAGAGUGCGUGCAGAACUGUCAGCGACGCGUCAAAGAAUGGUAUUGCUAUGGCAACUGUAACAACCGUCCCGGCGUGCAAAUCCGAGGUCGUUACGAGGUCGGAAACAACCGAAGACCUACCCGAUGCGGCGCGGCCAAUCUCGUGGACAUCCGAGUGUGCGGCUCAACCACCUGUUAUGGCGCAGGGAAAUAAACAGGAAAUUGUUUUCACUCUCGAAAUUAAUUUAAAUUAUUAAAAGUUUCUCCAUUAA
Messenger RNA from Gigantopelta aegis, 696 nucleotides. RefSeq lists its product as uncharacterized. The transcript is spliced from 2 exons. NCBI's taxonomy places the organism in Eukaryota, Metazoa, Mollusca, Gastropoda, Neomphalida, Peltospiridae. Bases 267 to 638 code for a protein of 123 amino acids. The record is from RefSeq and is a predicted model, not a curated record.